Molecule: messenger RNA, 2855 nt
Organism: Maniola jurtina (meadow brown)
Lineage: Eukaryota; Metazoa; Arthropoda; Insecta; Lepidoptera; Nymphalidae
Product: probable RNA-binding protein 46
Exons: 4
Coding region: 168-1691 (507 amino acids)
Cellular component (GO): nucleus
Molecular function (GO): mRNA binding
Source: RefSeq, a predicted model, not a curated record
UUUGGUACGUCACAACCGCCGGUGUCGGCAAGUAUAAAGGCAAAGGUCCUUUUGUGCCGCCGCUCUAUUUCUGUUUUGAUUUGCCGCGAGUGUUUAUGCUGUUGCGUUUGUGAUUCUAGUAUCGUUUUGCUCUAGUCAAUUGGAUUAGUAUCGUUUAUACAUCGAAAAUGGACGAUCAAGGCACUCAAAAAACGUUGAAAUUAUUGGACUUGAUGCAAAAAACCGGCUGUCCUAUCAUUCAGCACAAUGGACAGCGAAAGUUUGGACCACCACCGUAUUGGACGGGCCCGCCGCCUCCCAAAGGCUGCGAAAUAUUUAUCGGAAAGCUACCCCGAGAUAUCUACGAAGACGAGCUUGUACCGCUUUUCUCAACCGUGGGUACCAUCUAUGAAAUGCGUCUUAUGAUGGACUUUUCGGGCUCCAACCGUGGGUACGCUUUCAUCACUUACGCGACCCGAGAAGAAGCGGCCGCUGCGGUCAAACGGCUAAAUGGCUAUGAAAUAAGACCCCGAAGGCACCUCGGCGUAGUCAAAUCUGUGGAUAACUGUCGCCUUUUCAUUGGUAAUAUACCCAAGACGAGGACCAAGGAAGAAUUGGUACAGGAACUAACCAAACGAGUUACGGGGCUGGUUGAUGUGAUUCUGUACAGAAACAGCUUUGAUCGUAACUUAAGUCGAGGCUUUGCUUUCGCGGAGUUCGUAUCCCACAAGGCCGCAGCGAUGGCCAGGCGGGAGCUAGUGCCGGGCUGCGUGAAGUUGUGGGGUCAGGAGGUUGUGGUAGACUGGGCAGAACCUGAGCCUGAUGUUGACGACGAGAUCAUGAAGACGGUUAAAGUGCUUUAUGCUAGAAAUUUUGCAAUAAGCACAACCCCAGAAACAAUUAGAAAAACGUUUGAAGACGUAAUCAAGAAUAAAUUGGAUCGAGUAAAAAAAAUAUAUGAUUACUGCUUCAUACAUUUUUAUGAACGCGCCCAUGCAGAAUUAGCCAUGAACAAGUUACAAAAAGCCGAAAUAGAUGGUUCAACUAUAGAAAUAUGCUGGGCGAAGCCAGUAGAUCGUGAGCAGUAUCGUUUACAGAAAGAGAAAAGAGGCAAUGCGAAAUUUAAUAAAACCGUUGAUUUGGCUGAAACACUUGAGCUUUACAAACAGCACCUAGAAAAAAAGGAAUACGCCAACAGCAGCCCUAAAGAUGAAGGCAUCGGUUCAGCAUAUGCAGGAGACAGCCCAUGCAUUUCUCCAUUGGAUUUCAAGCCAGCACAUGCCUCUUUGACUCCAUCCAAUUAUAUGUUGGCUCCAGCGAAGCUUGAGUCAAUGUGUAAAAGAUAUCUUUGGUUGCCACCAAUUUACCAGUACCAAAAGUAUAUGGAUCCUACAGGAGUAGAGUUGUGGGUGUGUACUGUGGACCUGCCUCAAGUUGGACCGCCUCUGCUGGCUACACCAAAGCGCAUUGGACCUCUUGCUAGUAGAAUUUGUUACUCCACGCAGCAGGCUCAUUCUGAAGCAGCUGAAAUAGCUUUACAGACCCUAAAGAUGUUGAGAGUCGACCUCAUCCAGCAAUCCGUGCCCACACCGGUGUACCAGAUGCCUGCCAUGCGGAACUGCAUGAGUUUUCCAUGUGACUACCCAACAAUCUACCCUCCAAUGCAACCAGUAAUGCCAAUAACCAUUCCUACAAUAUGGCGAACAGCUUAAACUCGGGGUUUUUAGUAUCUAUCCAUUACAGAAUAAGUUUAAGUGUAAGUUAUUUAAAAAUCUAAUCUUUAUUGUUGAACAAAAAGACUGGAUUUACUAAAGUUGUCAUUUAAUAGAAUAAUUUUUAGAAUGUAAGAUUUAAGUCGGUUUUUAUUAAGAAAUCUAUUCUGUAUUGUUGAACAAAAAGACUGGAUUUGCUAGCUACCAAUGGGUACUAUCUACUGUUUUUCUUUUGCAGUUGACUGCAAAAAAAUCUUGCUUUGUUGAUGAUCAAAAAGUCAAGAUUUUUUUUCUUAGACGCCAAGCUGCAAAUAUUUAGUGUUAGUAUUGUAUUUUAAAAGCUUUUUAUUUUGUAUGGUUAAGGUGUUAACAUUACCAGGUGGUAAAAAUAUAUUUUAGAUCAUUUCUACAUAAAAUAAGUAUUUUGACCAAUUUAAAUCCACUUAACUUUUAUUGACUACUUUUAACAAUAUGCAGUUGAAUUAAUAUUGACUAUAAAAUACUUAUAUUUGACUACAUUUUAAUACACAAGAUAUUGAUCGAAUUUUUAAGACUAAAGAAUUUUAUCAGAAUCUAUCUGAGUGCUUAGGACUUGAGACUUGAAGUUAGUUAAGUAGUUCUAUUAUAAAACUAUUGAUAUUAAAGUCUAAAAUAUAACAGAUAACACCUAUUUUGUACACUAUAAUUAUCUAUUGUUUUAAUGAUAAUUAGGUUAGAAUUCUGCUAAACAAUUGUAAUAUUUUUAAUUAAGGUGGAUGCGACGGUCUGCCCGCGAAAUUCAAAUUUAAUUUGAAUUUCGCGGGCAGACCCGUCUCGUGCCCCUUAAUGAUUUGUACUUCACAUACCUAAAUACUAAUUAACAAAUUGUUAAUAUGCCUACCUAAUUCGUAAUUGUUGAUUUAGAGUAUAAUUAUUAUAAUUCACACUUAAUUUUUGAUUUAGACUGAACAGUUGAUUGUACUUAUGUUUCUUUGGUUCUGUGACUUUGCUCUGGUGUAGUUUAGAGUUAAAAGCACAGUCGGUGCUUCCUUGUGCAUAUAUUUUGGUAUAUUCAGAGAGAAUGCGCUGUGUAUUUAUGUACGAGUAAUAGAUACAUUUAUUUACUUUGGUUGUAACAAGUUAACAUUUUCAUCAUUCUGCAGACAAUAAAUAUGUUGGACUUAU